This is a messenger RNA of Planococcus citri (citrus mealybug), 1493 nucleotides long. Its product is annotated as serine protease snake-like. The record is from RefSeq and is a predicted model, not a curated record. The transcript is spliced from 8 exons. Gene Ontology annotation, biological process: proteolysis. Bases 118 to 1371 code for a protein of 417 amino acids. Lineage: Eukaryota; Metazoa; Arthropoda; Insecta; Hemiptera; Pseudococcidae. Gene Ontology annotation, molecular function: serine-type endopeptidase activity.
UGUACCUAGGUACCCACAUAUAAAGGCUGGCAUCUAACUCUAUGACGGAGUACACAUUCGGUGGUAUCACAGUACUGAAAUUUAUAAAGUUUAAGUGUUUUAAAAAUUUAUUUCAUAAUGUCAGUGUGUCGAAUGUCAAUGUUCUGCGAUUCAAUAAUGUUAAUUCUUCAAGUUUUCCUAUUAACGUUUCUUUGUAAUGGUCAAGCAAAAGAGUUUAAUUUUAAAGACAACUGCAGCAAAUACGGACAGAUUUGCGUAAAUAACAUCAACUGUUCCAGCACAAAACAGCUUAUUGAUAGUAAGCAAGCUUUACCAUGUGGUUUUCGGGGUAAAAUUUUCAAAAAAGUCAUAAAAAUAUGCUGCAAUCCAUCAGAUAUUAUCCCAGCAACAACUUCAUCAACAUCUUUAUCACCUGAGGUAAUUCGCGAACAAGAUAUUAAGUCACCAGAACUGCCAAAGAAUACUCAAAGUUCCAGGAAUUCCACUGCGGUAGCACUGCAAAAAUGCCAAGAGUAUGGAAGAUAUCGAUACGUGAAAAAAUGGCAAGAUCCUAACCUACCAGGCGAGGAAGGACAUUACUACGAUAUGCUAGAUUGCGUGAAUGCGCAACCAUUGAUUGCAAAAGGAACUCCAGCCGAAGCCAAAGAAUAUCCUCAUAUGGCUCUCAUUGGAUAUGGAAAAGAAUUCGAAAGCGUCUCGUGGAAUUGUGGUGGCAGUUUAAUCAGUGAAAAAUUCAUCAUGAGUGCUGCACAUUGCACUGAUAAUAAUAUUUUGGGUCCACCACGAUGGGUUUUACUAGGAGCCUUGAAUAAAUUCCCAACAAAGGACGACCCCCAGCGAAAAGUUUACAGCAUUGUCAAAGUUUACAACCACCCGAAUUACAAGUCAUCAUCUUACUACCACGACAUUUCACUUUUCCAAUUGAACACCACUGUCGAAUUUAGCCCUUAUGUAAGGCCAGCUUGUCUAUAUACUUCAAACACUGAUUCACUCAUCAACACUAGAGCAAGCAUUACUGGCUGGGGAGGAACGGGCGCAGCCGAAAAACCCAGCGAUAAGUUACUAAAAGCAACCAUUAUGGUGGUCGAUCAUCAGAAUUGCACAAAAUGUCAAGAGAAACGUGCUAAGCUGGAACGUGGGUAUGAUUCAAAUACUAUGAUUUGCGCAGGAGACACCGAGAAGGGCAGAGAUACAUGCCUGGGUGACUCAGGAGGUCCGCUGCAAAUCCCGAUACCAAAUGCAAGUUGCAUGUGGAAUGUCAUAGGAGUGACAUCUUUUGGUCCUGGAAAUUGUGGAAAUAACCAAGAACCUUCAGUUUAUACCAAAGUAUCGUACUCUUUGGAUUGGAUCCAGAGUAUUGUUUGGCCGUGACAGUGGAAAUUUUAUAAAAGAGAGUAUCAUCACUUCCUUUUCUUUAUUUUUGUUCAAACAGCCAAAAUAUAUUUUCAAUUAUUGAAAAUAGUAUUUUGAAACAAUAAAUGGUACAUUAGUGA